Pseudovirgaria hyperparasitica is the source of this 1023-nucleotide messenger RNA. RefSeq names its product alpha/beta-hydrolase. Bases 109 to 1023 code for a protein of 304 amino acids. NCBI's taxonomy places the organism in Eukaryota, Fungi, Ascomycota, Dothideomycetes, Acrospermales, Acrospermaceae. The record is from RefSeq and is a predicted model, not a curated record. The transcript is spliced from 2 exons.
UAAAGAUCUUGUCUAAGGUGUCGUGAUCAUUCUAAAAGUACUCGAAAGUUGAUAUCCUGCUAACAUUCGACCCUCAACAACUUGCUUAGUCUAUUCGAACUUAACACAAUGGCAACUGAAAAGAAGGUAGAGUUUCUAACGAUCGAUGGUCUCAUGCUUCGUGGGAUCCUAUUUGAGGCGCAACAAAAGGGCGGAGGAGUUGUCCUCUCUACAGGCUUCAACUGUGUUAAGGAGAUGCUAGGCCAGACACAAUUGGCUCGAGCAUUUCAAGAUGCAGGAAUCACGGCAUUGCUUUACGACCCUCGAACUACUGGCGAAAGUGACGGACAACCGAGGAAUCACAUCCAACCAUACAAGCAAGUCGAAGAUAUAUCAGAUGCCAUAACGUAUCUAGCGUCCCUGCCCAUAGUGGACCCUAAUUUCAUUGGUGUCUGGGGCAUGUCGCUCGGAGGCGCAACUACUCUAUGUGCGGCUUCGUUCGAUAGACGUGCGAAAUUCGUCAUAGCGAUUUGUCCAGCAGCUGGUUAUCAGUUCUCAGAGGAGAGGCUCCUCAAAGUACUCGAAAAAUGCUUCCAGGAUCGCGAGUCCCAAAUAAAUGGCAACGAACCGUUCAUGAUCCCUCUAGUAAACACCGAUGGUAUCAACCCGGCGGGUUGCUCCUUUGGAAAUGAGAUGGAAGUAGGCAAAGCUGCGCGGUUUGCACAGGCACACCUUGAUCUAGCCCUGGGAUGGCCCAACAAGACUACCAUUCAAAGUUACCAUCAGCUGAUGAUGUGGACACCUUGGCCCACAUGGAAGCAUCUUGAUCAGACACCUACCAUGUUCAUUGUUCCAGAGUUUGAUCGAGUAUGCCCAGUUGAAAGCCAAAAGCGGCAUUUUGAACAAUUGAAAUGUCCUAAGCGUUUGAUCUUGGCCCCAGACAGUGGUCAUUUCGAUGUUCUGACUAAUACUCGGUCUGCGGAAAUCAUAGAGGAACAGAUACGGUUUAUUAUGGAUGUUUUCCAUGAAAAGUUCAAGGAGUAG